Messenger RNA from Chrysemys picta bellii (western painted turtle), 644 nucleotides. Its product is annotated as histone H2A.J. Gene Ontology annotation, molecular function: structural constituent of chromatin; DNA binding; protein heterodimerization activity. The record is from RefSeq and is a predicted model, not a curated record. Gene Ontology annotation, cellular component: nucleosome; chromatin. Gene Ontology annotation, biological process: heterochromatin formation. NCBI's taxonomy places the organism in Eukaryota, Metazoa, Chordata, Testudines, Emydidae.
UACGGACAGGAUAAAAGGACAGAAAUUGGGGCGCUAUUACGCGGCCUGGGUAGCUUUAUAACAUUGUGCGUUUGGUAGUUGUUACUAGAGAGCGGAUUACGAUGUCAGGCCGAGGAAAGCAGGGCGGUAAGGUGCGAGCUAAGGCAAAGUCUCGUUCUUCGCGGGCUGGGCUGCAGUUCCCGGUGGGCCGUGUGCACCGCCUGCUCCGCAAAGGCAAUUACGCUGAGCGGGUGGGUGCCGGAGCCCCGGUCUAUAUGGCCGCGGUGCUGGAGUAUCUGACCGCUGAAAUUCUGGAGCUAGCUGGCAACGCUGCUCGCGAUAACAAGAAAACCAGGAUCAUCCCCCGUCACCUGCAGCUCGCCAUCCGUAACGACGAGGAGCUCAACAAACUGCUUGGGAAAGUCACGAUCGCUCAAGGGGGUGUUUUGCCUAAUAUCCAGGCUGUGCUGUUGCCCAAGAAAACCGAAAGUCAUAAAGCCAAAAGCAAAUGAAACUGACCAAGAAAGGUGAACACUUCAACUUCAGUACUAACCAAAGGCUCUUUUCAGAGCCACCUACUGUCUCAUGAAAAGAGUUGCAUGUCCUCAAACAGAAGGAGCAGCCCUGUUUGUUAAAUAGAAAACUCCCCAUUUAGUAUGGGUCGU